This is a messenger RNA of Centruroides sculpturatus (bark scorpion), 2101 nucleotides long. RefSeq names its product cleavage and polyadenylation specificity factor subunit 3-like (gene Cpsf73). Bases 1 to 2064 code for a protein of 687 amino acids. Gene Ontology annotation, biological process: mRNA 3'-end processing by stem-loop binding and cleavage. NCBI's taxonomy places the organism in Eukaryota, Metazoa, Arthropoda, Arachnida, Scorpiones, Buthidae. Gene Ontology annotation, molecular function: 5'-3' exonuclease activity; RNA binding; RNA endonuclease activity. The transcript has a single exon. The record is from RefSeq and is a predicted model, not a curated record. Gene Ontology annotation, cellular component: mRNA cleavage and polyadenylation specificity factor complex.
AUGGCGGCUAAGCGGAGAGCUGAAAGUCAGGUUCCUCCUGAAGAAAGUGAUAUGUUAGUUAUUAGACCACUCGGUGCUGGUCAAGAAGUUGGUAGAUCAUGUAUAAUUAUGGAAUUUAAAGGUAAAAAAAUAAUGUUAGAUUGCGGCAUCCAUCCAGGUCUUUCGGGAAUGGAUGCUUUGCCAUUCGUCGAUUGGAUCGAAGCCGACGAAAUCGAUCUUCUCCUAAUAUCGCACUUUCAUCUUGAUCAUUGUGGAGCAUUACCUUGGUUCUUACAAAAGACGACAUUUCGAGGACGCUGUUUUAUGACACAUGCCACUAAAGCUAUAUAUCGAUGGCUAUUGGCAGAUUAUAUUAAGGUUAGUAAUAUAGGGACAGAACAAAUGCUUUAUACCGAAAGUGAUCUUGAAGCAAGUAUGGAGAAGAUUGAAUUGGUUAAUUUUCAUGAAGAAAAAUCAGUAAAUGGUAUCAAGUUCUGGUGUUACAAUGCUGGACAUGUUUUGGGAGCAGCAAUGUUUAUGAUUGAAAUAGCCGGAGUUAAAGUUCUUUAUACGGGAGACUUUUCCUGUCAAGAAGAUCGACAUUUGCCUGCUGCAGAAAUACCCACUGUUCAUCCAGAUGUGCUUAUUGUAGAAUCAACUUAUGGAACACACAUUCACGAGAAAAGAGAAGAACGAGAAGCACGAUUUACUGGAUUAGUUCAUGAUAUUGUGAACCGGGGUGGAAGAUGUCUAAUUCCUGUAUUUGCUUUAGGAAGAGCUCAAGAACUGUUACUCAUAUUAGAUGAAUAUUGGUCUAAUCAUCCCGAACUACAUGACAUUCCCAUUUAUUAUGCAUCUUCCUUAGCUAAGAAAUGUAUGGCUGUAUAUCAAACGUAUGUAAAUGCAAUGAAUGAUCGUAUUCGUCAUCAGAUUGCUAUUAAUAAUCCAUUCGUGUUUAAACACAUUUGUAAUUUAAAAAGUAUUGAUCAUUUUGAAGAUGUUGGUCCUUGUGUAGUCAUGGCAAGUCCAGGUAUGAUGCAAAGUGGUCUUUCAAGAGAGUUAUUUGAGAGUUGGUGUAUUGAUGCAAAAAAUGGUGUUAUCAUUGCUGGUUAUUGUGUAGAAGGUACGUUAGCAAAACAUAUUUUAACUGAACCCGAAGAAAUUACCACUAUGAAUGGGCAAAAGCUUCUUUUGAAGAUGUCUGUUGAUUACAUAUCAUUUUCUGCUCAUACGGAUUACCAACAGACUAGUGAAUUUAUUCGAAUGUUAAAACCGCCACAUAUUGUGCUAGUUCAUGGAGAACAGAAUGAAAUGAAUCGACUAAAAGCUGCAAUCAUUAGAGAAUAUGAAGAUGAUAAUGAAACACAAGUUGAGGUUCAUAAUCCAAGGAAUACACAGAGUGUAGAAUUAUAUUUUCGAGGUGAAAAAACAGCUAAAGUCAUGGGCAGUUUAGCAGUAGAUCCUCCAACUCCUGGACAUAAGGUUUCAGGUAUACUUGUGAAAAGAAAUUUUAGUUAUCAUCUUCUUGCUCCCACUGAUCUUUCAAAAUAUACUGACAUGGUUAUGAGUGUCGUAAGUCAAAGACUUAGUAUUUAUUUUACUGGAAACUUCCAAUUAUUGCACUUUUAUUUAAAUCAACUGUCUGGUGAUGUGGAAGUUAUAGAUAUCAAAGGGAAAAAAGCUCUUAAGGUUUUCAAAAAGAUAAUGCUAACUCAAGAAGGAAGAAGAAUUACAUUGGAAUGGAAUGCCAGUCCUGUUAAUGACAUGUAUGCAGAUGCUGUGGUAGCUGUAAUAUUAAAAACAGAAUCAUCCAUGUUAGGCUCAAAGGCUAUACCACCUGUUUUUAAAGUGGACAAAAUGCAUUAUACAGAAUGUUUAAUGGAAAUGUUAGGAAAUAUGUUUGGAGAAGAAUCUGUUAGCAAAAUUGUUAAAAAUGAUAGAAUGAUGAUAACCGUUGAUGGUAAAUGUGUCACAAUUAAUCUGAGAACUCAAGAAGUUAAAUGUGAUGAAGAUGAAGGUCUGCAGCAAACAAUAAGCACAGCAGUAAAAAAACUGUAUAUUUCUUUAGCUCCCAUGAAAAUUUAAAUUUUUGUUUUUUUAUAACAUUAUUAAACAUAAUGUG